Molecule: messenger RNA, 1686 nt
Organism: Ornithodoros turicata
Lineage: Eukaryota; Metazoa; Arthropoda; Arachnida; Ixodida; Argasidae
Exons: 1
Coding region: 1-870 (289 amino acids)
Source: RefSeq, a predicted model, not a curated record
AUGUCCCACGGCGAUCCACAGGCCCCGGCUCAGCCCCAACCACCAUCUCUGGCAGGCGUCGCCGUCAAGCUUCCACCUUACUUCGACCGUAACCCGGCAGUCUGGUUUCUUCAAGCGGAGGCCCAGUUCAACCUUGCCGGCGUGAGCUCACAGCAAACCAGAUACUAUCAUGUCAUAUCAGCCCUUACACCUGCUGCUGCAGAAGAGGUGUAUGACAUUCUUGCGGCCCCUUCACCCACAACCCCUUACGACCAGCUGAAGAAAGCGCUGCUCCAGCGAACCACGGCUUCUGACCGAUCUCGCAUCCAGCAACUUCUAUCUGCUGAGGAGCUGGGGGAUCGUCGUCCAACACAGCUUUUAAGGCGCAUGCGUCAGCUGUUGGGUUCCCAGCCGACAGCGACCGACGACACCUUCUUCCGUGAACUAUUCUUGCAGCGCUUGCCGCAGAAUGUGCAGAUGGUUUUAGCCACUGCCUCUGACAUGUCCCUGGACAAACUUGCUACCCUGGCUGACGCUGUGUUUGAGGUCGCCAACCCCGCGGUUUCUGCAGUCAUCCCCGCCACCUCUCCACAGCCGUCGCCAUCGCCACCGACGCAGCCGCCGCAUUCCUCUGAUGUUGCGGAACUUUGCCGCGAGGUCAAGAACUUAACCGCACUUAUUGCCGCCUCCCAUGUCUCGCCACACGUCCGCGAUUCCUCUCGCCGCCGUACAAGUCGCAGUCCUCGUCGUUUCCGGCACCGUUCACCGACUCCACGCGAUUCCAGCCCAACUCAUACAGUCUGCUGGUACCACCGGAAAUUCGGGGCCGAUGCACGGCAUUGCUUCCUCCCAUGUUCGUGGCAGCCGGGAAACCCUGCCGUGGACCAUUGAUGGCGACCGAUGGCCCACACCCUUCGUCCAGUCGCCUUUUCUACAUCCGGGACAUCACUUCGGCACGACGUUUCCUGGUCGACACAGGUGCCGAGGUGAGCGUUAUUCCCGCUACCAAAGGAGACCGACGGAGCCCUGUCAUGUGCCAUCUCACAGCGGUUAAUGGCUCACAGAUCCCUGUUUUUGCACAACGUUCUCUAACGCUAAGCCUUGGCUUGCGCCGCACAUUUCGCUGGGUGUUCCUGGUGGCCAGUGUCUCCCAACCAAUCCUGGGCGCCGAUUUUCUGAACCACCAUCACCUCUUAGUGGACAUGCGUAACCGCCACCUCAUCGAUUCCAGUACCAACCUUGCUGUGUCCGGAAUAUCGUCUUCACUUUCUUCUCCGGGAAUAUCAUUCUUCCAUGACGAGACUAAUCCCUUCCAUGCAAUCUUGAAGGAGUUCCCGGAGCUAACUCGCCCACCCGAUUGGACCAGCCCGGUAAAGCACUCGGUCGUCCACCAUAUUGGCACCAAGGGGCCGCCGGUUUUCGUUCGCCCACGUCGUCUCGCACCGGAAAAACUGAAGAUAGCCCGUGACGAAUUCAGCCACAUGCUGGACAUGGGUAUCAUACGGCCUUCGUCUAGCAGUUGGGCUUCCGCUCUUCAUAUGGUGCCCAAGAAGACAGGCGACUGGCGCCCCUGCGGCGAUUAUCGUGCCCUCAAUCGUGUCACAAUACCAGACCGUUACCCUAUCCCGCACGUGCACGAUUUUACGGCUUUCCUGCACGGAACCACCAUCUACUCGAAGCUUGACUUGGUACGAGCCUACCAUCAGA